Messenger RNA from Ceratitis capitata (Mediterranean fruit fly), 2395 nucleotides. It is a transcript of the gene Trap1, whose product is annotated as heat shock protein 75 kDa, mitochondrial. The transcript is spliced from 7 exons. Gene Ontology annotation, cellular component: mitochondrial inner membrane. Bases 132 to 2255 code for a protein of 707 amino acids. NCBI's taxonomy places the organism in Eukaryota, Metazoa, Arthropoda, Insecta, Diptera, Tephritidae. Gene Ontology annotation, molecular function: ATP hydrolysis activity; protein kinase binding; ATP binding. The record is from RefSeq and is a predicted model, not a curated record. Gene Ontology annotation, biological process: protein folding.
CUCUGACACAGAGUGCUGUCAAAUAGAUAAUUUUACAUGUGAAUUGAGUAAAGAUUCUGUAUUUGAAUUUCUUAUUGAAAAACAAUUAUCACCAAAAAAAAUUGUAAAGUUUAGAGAAAAUUUCGGAAAGGAUGUCAUUUACUUCACGUCUCUGUCGUGUUUUUAAUUCAUCAGCGCAGGUGCAACGUUAUGCAACGCGUAACAUAAUCGGCAGCCCACAGGCAGCAUGGUCGUUGCGCUGGAACAAAAACCUUGGUACAAAUGUCUUUCAAGUUGCACGCUGCAUGAGCUCAGAAUCAACAGCAUCGGCAAAGGUAGAUGAAAAAUCUCGUUUCCACACCAUUAUCCGUCAAACAGAAAAGCCGGUUGGCGAUGCAGAUAAGCAUGAAUUUCAAGCUGAAACACGCAUGCUAUUGGAUAUUGUAGCACGUUCACUAUAUUCAGAGAAUGAAGUGUUUGUGCGAGAAUUAAUUUCCAAUGCUAGUGAUGCGCUGGAGAAAUUCCGCUAUAGUGUACAUACCGCUGGUGAAAAUGAGAAAGAUUUUGCGCAAACAGAUCGACCAUUGGAAAUUCAUAUUGCUACAGAAAAACAAUCGAUGCAAUUAACUAUUCAGGAUACUGGUAUUGGCAUGACACGUGAUGAGCUCAUCAAUAAUCUUGGUAUGAUUGCGCGUAGCGGUUCAAAAAAAUUUCUGGAGCAGGUGAAAGAAGCUGGUGGCGGUACUGAGAAUUCCUCGAAUAUAAUUGGCCAAUUCGGUGUUGGUUUCUAUUCCGCGUUUAUGGUCGCUGAUAAAGUGGAAGUUUUUACGCGUUCAUCUAAAGUGGGGUCACAAGGCUUGCGUUGGGCGUCUGACGGCUCGGGCUCAUAUGAAAUUCAAGAAGCCGAUGGUGUAGCUUAUGGUACAAAAAUUGUUAUACAUUUGAAACCGGAAUGUAGAGAGUAUGCAGAUGAGGAUCGUAUUAGGGCGGUCAUCAAAAAGUAUAGUAACUUUGUUGGCUCACCUAUAUUUUUGAAUGGUCAACGGGCUAAUGAUAUUCAACCACUGUGGCUAAUGGAACCGAAAGAUGUGUCACGAGAACAGCAUAAUGAAUUCUAUAGAUUCAUUGGCAAUACUUUUGACACACCGCGGUUCGUGUUGCAUUACAAGACUGAUGUACCUCUUAGCAUACGUGCUUUGCUGUACUUCCCUGAAGGUAAACCCGGUUUAUUCGAUAUGUCUCGUGAUGCUAAUGUGGGUGUAGCACUUUACACUCGCAAAGUUUUAAUACAGUCCAAAACAGAAAACCUGGUACCCAAAUGGCUACGAUUUAUUAAAGGUGUUGUGGAUUCUGAAGAUAUUCCUCUAAAUUUGAGUCGCGAACUGUUACAAAACAGCGCUUUAAUCAAAAAGCUUUCCAACGUGUUGACAAGUCGUGUUUUGCGAUUCCUGCAGGAACGUGCGAAUAAAGAACCUGAGGAGUAUGCUGCUUUCUAUAAGGAUUAUGGUCUUUUUCUCAAAGAGGGCAUCGUUACUUCAAAUGACCACAACGAAAAAGAAGGCAUUGCCAAACUGUUGCGUUUCGAUUCAUCGAAAAAUUCGGAUGGCAAUCGUAUUUCCCUUUCAGACUAUUGCACAAAUGUAGGCGAACAAAAGGAUAUUUACUAUUUAGCUGCACCAAAUCGCGUACUCGCGGAAUCGUCACCUUACUAUGAAAACUUGAAGAAACGUGGCGUUGAAGUGUUGUUCUGUUACGAACCUUACGAUGAGUUGGUUCUCAUGCAAUUAGGCACAUUCCAAGGUAAAAAAUUAGUAUCUGUUGAGAAGGAGAUGCGUGAAGAUGAUGCAGGCGAAAAGGUAACAGACUAUGGUGAGGGCAGUUUGUUACGCUCACAAAUAGAUGAGCUUCUACCAUGGAUACGCGAGAAACUUAAUGGGAAAGUGGCGAAUGUGAAAGUGACGACACGCCUGGACUCACACCCAUGUGUGAUUACAGUGGAAGAAAUGGCUGCCGCGCGUCAUUUUAUUCGUACACAAAGCCAUCAGUUGCCAGAGGAAAAUCGCUUCGCUUUGCUGCAGCCACAACUAGAAAUAAAUCCCAAACAUGAAAUCAUUAAGAAACUAAAUAAGCUACGCACUAGUGAUCCUGAGCUUGCAGAUUUGGUGACACAACAGUUGUUUGCGAACGCCAUGGUCGGUGCUGGACUUGCUGAGGAUCCGCGAACGUUACUAAUCACAAUGAAUAAACUUUUGACAAAAGCUUUGGAAAAGCAUUAAAUACUUUAUAUGUUAUGCUUGAGAUAGGUUAUCAUUAGCUUUAUUUUUUAAUUUUACAAAAUUUACUUGUUUUCGGUGUGUACAUAGAAAAUUAAAGAGAGAAAUAAAUUACAAAUGAGCCUUUCGCUCACAAACUUAUA